This is a messenger RNA of Cornus florida, 4797 nucleotides long. RefSeq lists its product as uncharacterized. Lineage: Eukaryota; Viridiplantae; Streptophyta; Magnoliopsida; Cornales; Cornaceae. Gene Ontology annotation, biological process: DNA repair; telomere maintenance. The coding region runs from base 1 to 4797 and encodes 1598 amino acids. Gene Ontology annotation, molecular function: DNA helicase activity. The record is from RefSeq and is a predicted model, not a curated record. The transcript is spliced from 8 exons.
AUGGAAAAACCAUAUAAUGACACAAUGUCCCAUGAGUUGAAGAAGGUCCCACAAUGUGAAUUUUGUUAUGCAAAAAAAUUUGAAUACGAACCUCCAAGUUUCUGUUGCUCAAAUGGUGAAGUAGUCCUAAUGUCUACGAAUGUGCCUAAUGAUUUAUAUGAAUUGUUCACAAGCCAAAGUGCAUUAUCUGUAGACUUUUGCCGUCACUUGCGUGCCUAUAAUAGUAUAUUCUCCUUUACAUCAUUUGGAGUCCGUCUUGAUAAAAAUUUAUCAAAUAUGAAGACCGGGAUCUAUACUUUUCGUGCACAAGGUCAAGUAUACCAUGAAUUACCAUCACUUACACUUGGAGAUAAUGUACCGUGUUACCUCCAAUUAUACUUCUAUGACACUGAUAAUGAAUUGCAAAAUAGAAUGAGAAUUCUUAAAGAUGCAAAUUUGGAAGAGCCGAUUGUCGUAAAGUUAAUGGAGAUAUUAUCUGCAAAUCCAUACGAACAGUUUUUCCGAAGGCUAAAAGAUAUUCCUGUCCAAGAGAGUUAUGAGAUCAUUAUAAAAAAUGAUGUUCGCCUAGACCAAAGAGUUUACAAUUCACCUUCAUCGGACCAAGUUGCAGCUGUGUGGAUAGAAGGAACAAAUUCAAAUACACGUUCAGAACGAGAUAUAAUUGUUACUGCGCACUCAGGAAGAAGACAUAGAGUAAGGCACUACUUUGGAUGUUAUGAUCCAUUACAAUACCCUUUAUUAUUUCCAUUUGGUGAAAUUGGAUGGCAUCGUAAUAUCAAAACACGACAUCAACCAAGUAUCGUUCAACAUGUUACAUGUGAAGAAGAUAUUUUUGAACAUGAUAUUGCAACAAGAGUUGAACAAGCAAGAAGAACAAAAAAGGUUUCAUGCAGACAAUAUUAUUGCUACAAACUCCAAAUACGUGAAAAAGAACGAUCAAUUCUAUUAUAUGCUGGAAGACUUUUGCAACAAUAUGUGGUUGAUAUGUACAUUAAGCUUGAAUCGACUCGUUUAGAUUACUACCGGACACAACAAUCACAUAUUCGAUCUGAAUUAUACCAAGGAAUUGUUGAUAGCAUUGUAGCAGGAGAAUCUAGAGGAGAUAAAGUUCGAAAAAGGGUUGUUCUUCCCGCUUCUUUCAUAGGAGGACCUAGGGAUAUGCGUAGACGAUACUUUGAUGCCAUGUGUUUGGUUCAGAGAUUCGGAAAACCAGACCUUUUUAUUACAAUGACUUGUAAUCCUGAUUGGAAAGAAAUUCGCGACGAACUGAAAUUUGGACAGUUACCACAAGAUAGACCAGAUUUAACAGCUAGAGUGUUCAGAGCAAAGCUAUAUGAUGUGAAACAACAAUUAUUUAAAAGAUCGAUAUUUGGAAAAGUGGCAGCGCAUGUUCAUGUGAUUGAGUUUCAAAAAAGAGGUUUGCCACACGCACACAUAUUGCUCAUAUUUCAAUCUGAAUUCAAAAUUACAAAUGCAGAACAAUAUGACAAAUUGGUCUGUGCAGAAAUUCCUUCUGAGAAUGAAAACCCAUCACUUUAUCGGAAAGUAGUGAAACAUAUGAUUCAUGGUCCUUGCGGAGAUCUCAACAAAAAGAAUGCAUGUAUGAAGGAUGGGAAAUGUAAAAAUCUUUAUCCACGUAAAUUUGUUGAACAUACGAUUCAAGGUAAAGAUUCAUACCCUAUAUACAGAAGAAGAAAAGACAGCCAAAUAGUCUUUGUGCGUAAUGCAAUGUUAGAUAACAGAUGGGUUGUUCCUUAUAAUCCAUAUCUUUUAGAGAGAUAUGACUGCCAUAUAAAUGUCGAGAUAUGCUCAGGAAUAACAGCAGUAAAGUAUCUCUAUAAAUAUAUAUACAAGGGACAUGAUCGUGUUGCGAUUCACAUCUCAAAUGUUGAUGGAGGGAAUUUCGUAGAUGAAAUAAAAGAAUAUCAGGAUGCACGAUGGGUAUCACCACAAGAAGCAAUGUGGAGACUUUAUGAGUUUAACUUAAAUGAGAUGUAUCCUUCGGUUACCAACCUCCAAUUACACCUUCCAAAUAAACACACAGUUUGGUAUUGGGAGAACAAAAACCUAGAAUAUAUCAUUCGUUCUGAAGAUAUAUCACGCACAAUGUUGACAGAAUUCUUUCAUUUAAACUCCAUAUCUGAAAUAAGUAGAGACUAUUUGUAUAGGGAGAUUCCGGAGCAUUAUGUUUGGAACAAGCAAAAUAAAUGUUGGAGUCCCAGACACCACAAGGCGGUAAUAGGACGAGUUAAUGCCGCCAACCCUUCCGAAGGAGAAAGGUAUUACUUAAGAUUAUUGUUAAACCAUGUGCGUGGACCAACAUCAUAUAAAGAUUUAUUAUAUGUUAAUGGUCUCCAAUGUGUAACAUUUAAAGAGUCAGCAGAAAGAAGAGGUCUACUUGAAAGCGAUAAUAGCAUUGUUGAGUGCCUCAACGAUGCUGUGUGCUUCCAAAUGCCAAUGGCUCUUCGAAGGCUUUUUGCAACUUUAAUAGUUUUCUGUGACCCAAGUAAUGUUAGAAAACUUUGGGAUGACUAUUUUGAAGCUAUGUCAGAAGAUUUUUUACCCGACCCCAAUUCUUCCCCUGACUACCAACUCAUGGAAACACUUAAGAGCAUAGAAAACUAUUUAAUGAGCAUGGGCCGGAAUAUAAAUGAUUACGAUUUGCCAAAUAUUGAUUAUGCGAAUGAUUCCAACAGUUAUGAUUCCUCUAGAGAGAUCACCAACGAAAUGGCUAUUGUUACUCCGUCUGAUGAUUACAAUGCAAUAGUAAAUCUUAACAAUGAGCAAGAAAAUGCAUAUAAAACUAUACUUGAAUGCAUAAUCUCAAAUCAACCAAACAUCUUCUUCAUUGAUGGGCCAGGGGGUACAGGAAAAACGUAUUUGUAUCGUGCAUUACUUGCGAAGGUUAGAUCUGAACAUGGAAUUGCACUUGCAACUGCAACUUCUGGAGUGGCUUCUUCAUUAUUACCAGGUGGUAGGACUUCACAUUCAAGAUUUAAGAUUCCUAUCAUAGCUGACGAGUCAACUACUUGUAAUAUUUCAAAGCAAAGUUCAACUGCAGAACUCUUACGAAAAGCCAAACUAAUUAUUUGGGAUGAAGCACCAAUGGCUAAACGUUAUGCAAUAGAAGCAGUUGAUAGAACUCUACAAGAUUUACUUGGCAAUAAUUUAUCUUUUGGAGGAAAAGUUGUGGUUUUUGGCGGAGAUUUCAGACAAGUGUUACCCGUACUACCACGAGCGACUAGAGCUGAAAUUAUUGAAGCAAGCAACGGAGAGGAGCUGACUUUAUUAGACAACAUGAUUCAACUACCGAAAGAGAUAGUUAUAAACUCUAUAAUUGAAGAAAACUCUGAAAAUGCAUUGAUAGAUGCUAUAUUUCCGUCCCUUCAAGAAAAUUCUCACUUAGCGGAAUACAUAACUAAUCGAGCAAUUUUAGCAACAAGAAAUGAUUUUGUUGAUAAAAUAAACGGUCAGCUCAUUGAACGUUUUCCGGGAGAAUCUUCAACAUACUAUAGCUUUGAUAAAGCAAAUGAUGAUGCUGGUACCUACUACCAAGAAGAAUUUCUGAAUUCUUUACUCCCAAACGGCCUUCCACCUCAUAGACUAACGUUGAAAAUUAAUUGUCCUAUACUUUUACUAAGAAAUUUAGAUCCUGCAAAUGGAUUAUGUAACAGGACUAGGCUUAUAUGUCGUGGCACAAAAGAUAACAUAAUCGCUGCUGAAAUUUGCCAUGGACAACAUGUAGGAAAACAAGUACUGAUUCCAAGGAUACCUUUUUCCCCGGCAGAGAGUGAGGGAUUGCCUUUUUGUUUUACUAGAAAACAGUUUCCAAUACGAUUAAGUUUUGCAAUGACAAUAAAUAAGGCACAAGGGCAAACAAUUCCUCAUGUAGGAAUAUAUCUUCCAGAGCAUGUAUUCUCACAUGGACAACUAUAUGUGGCGUUAUCUAGAGGAACAUCAAUGUCGACAACUAAAGUCUAUGUUAAAAAAGACCAAAGAAUUGAAGGCAAUGCUAAAUAUACAAAAAAUGUUGUCUAUAAAGAGGUUUUGUUGCCAAGCAUAAACAAUCUUCAACAUGAGGAACCAAUGUUUGAUAAAACUAUAUCCGGCAAUGAUAUAGGUGCUCUCAUUAUGAAUUCAAAAUCUAAAGCUUUUGAUGGAGCCGAAAAAAUUUAUCUCAACAAGAUUAUUGGAAAAUCAAAAACUGCAUUUAUGAAAACAAAUUAUUAUUUCGAAGCAACAAUUCAAGAAAUUGAAAAUGAAAAGAAACCAUGGUACGACGCUUGUAUGGAAUGCAACAAGAAAGUCAAACUACUGAACAGUGGUAUUGUUUGUACCAAUUGCAACAUAAAGAAUGUAAAAUGCGUUCAAAGAUUUGUGAUGCGACUAAAAGUGACAGAUACAAAUGCAGAAGCAAAGAUAACAGUUUUUGAUGAUUGUCAGUCACUAAUAAAUUGUUGUUUGGAAGAUCUUCUACGACUAAAAAAUGAGGAAGAAGAAACAAAUGAGUUCAGUGACAUUGUUAAAAGAUGUGAAGGGAAGUCAUUUAUGUUUCUGGUGAAAAUAGACAACAACAAUGAUGAAUUAAUCAGAGGCCUCUUCGUCGCACAAGCAGUUAAAAAAGUUGGCCGAGACAAUGAUACAACAGAAGAACUUGGCACAGAACUUAGCAUUGACAAUGAUACAACAGAAGAACUUAGCACUGACAAUCAUCCAAUAGCAGAACUUCGAUCUCCCAAAAGGAUAAAACGCUCUUUCCAAAGGAAAAAUAUAAAAAUUCAGAAUAUUGAUUCAUAG